CGAGAGGAGAGUCUGGAGGAGAGAGCCAAGCCGCCCAAGCCAGUGCCAGUACUGCACUGCCAGUGCCGUAGCAGAGUACCAGAGCAAGCCUCUUAGCUGGGAAGGAAGUUUGGAUCAAACAAGAGUUCGGAUUUUGGAAACGCAGGAGGCAGGAGUUUUUGUUUUAUCAGUUCAGUCAUCAAGUGUCACUAGUGGACUAGUGUCAGUCUUGUGGUGUUGCCCUUUCCCGUUUGCGAUUAUACUGUACGUGGGCUAACCUAGGAAUUGUGUGACAAAACCUGUUGCCGACGCCGACUCGAAAUAUUGUGACGAGUUCCUAAUUGUCAUUCAACUUUUCGGGUAAGAGGAAACAAGCUUGAGAAGUUCGAGGAUGGCGGCUGAUUGUGGCAUUAUGGUGGCCAAGUACUGCCUCAAAUUGUUCAACUUUCUCUUCUUUAUCGCUGGUGCGAUUUUGCUGAGCGUCGGAUUCUGGCUGGCCAUCGACAAGAAUUCGUUUGUCCGGCUGCUAACUCAAAUUUCAAAGGACACAGCCCUGCAUCAAUUCUCGCAGCCUACCGUGAUUGAGCAGGCGUCUUGGAUUUUGAUCGCUGCAGGCGGCUUUGUGUUUGUGCUCAGCUGCCUCGGAUACUGCGGAGCAUACCAAGAGUCAACCUUCAUGCUCGGCACGUACUCCAUCCUGAUUGUGGCUAUCUUGGCUCUUGAAAUCACUGCAGCCGGCCUGGCCAUCAACUACAAAGCAGAGGCUGACACAAACACACGUGAGUUCCUGAAGUCAACCAUCUCUAAAUAUUAUGCCACAGCAGAAAAAGCAGAUGCCGUUACCUUGAUGUGGAAUUAUUUGAUGGCUCAAUUCAAAUGCUGUGGAGUUGAGAACUACAGAGACUUUAGUUUGUCUGAAAAGUGGCAGCAGAGCAAUAAAGUUGUGCCAAACGCCUGCUGCGUCCUAGAAGGAGACAUUCAGUAUUUCAAACCCAAGGACCCAGCCUGUCCAGAUAGACCCUCCGAGUCCAACUCUUACUACAACAAGGGUUGCUACCAGGCUCUGUACAGUUGGAUCAAGCAGAAUUUGGACUUAGUGAUUGCUGUGUGCCUCUCGCUAGCUGCCAUCCAGGUGCUGGGCAUCAUCUUUGCCUGCUGCCUGUGCCACUCACUGGGUGGAUAGCGUCGAACUAUGCUCGGGACCGAAUUUAAUCGAGUAACCCCAGAGCGCAGAGAGAGCUAUUGAACAUGUUGUGAACAGUGUCUAAAUACUCUAAAUAAUAAAACGUGAAAGUAAACAAUAACUAAAACUCAUAAACAUAAACUAGAGAAAUAAGUGUGCGGUCUACUGAACAGUGAGUGAGGAAUAAUUUUUUAGGUGUGUCCCAACUAUAACUAUUAUGCAUGAGUUAUUGAGUUGCGUAUAUAAUGUCUUUACUGUUGCGUUGUCUUUAAGAGUUGCCCCUUAAAGUAAGCCUUGACACAUGUGUGCGUUGUUUACCUAAAUCAGCGACUUUGGUAGGCUCUCGGAAAUGUCCAACCUGUGCCUAUUGGAGUAAUAUCUUUGUACCUAUUAGUAUUUAAAUAAUAUAAUGUACAUAAAACACUGAAAAAAUAAUGUUUUUGGCGGAGGUCCUUGUUGCCACCAAUUAGCCGCAAUUAGCAAUUUCCCUUCAAUUUGGCCUUCAACUCUAGUGAAGUUUUUUCUAUUGAAGAUUUUACCACUCAAUGGAAUAUUUAUAUCGUUUCUAUAUUCUAUGGACCCAUGCUUUCAUGCAACUCAAUUUUUCUGUGGCAUUUUUAAUUGUUAACUUUUAAGUGUUGCUGAGAUAAUAUGGACAAUACCAAUACCUACCAUUAUUUCAAAGUUAACAAAUUAUAUAAUCUGAAUAUUUUAUCUCCUAGCUUUUAGGCAGCAAGUAGAUGAUCAGGUGACCAAUCAUGUAAAAAAAAUCAGCAAAGUUGGAAAACCACAUUUAAACGGAAAAAAAUUUAAAAUCUUAAAACUAACAAAUUUCAUUUAUCAACCUAUUUCAUGAGCACACGCUCUGCUUGACUAAUACAAAGAAUGAGCGAGCAGCUAAAAACUAGACUUACAAUCAGCUAGUCGCGGCAGCCGGGCAUAUUUGGCCCACACGGUCAGCCGCCGCCAGCCACCGCAGAAAAAUUUAAAGAAUAAAAAAAAUGAAUCUCACUUUUUUAAUUAAUAAAAUCGUUUUUGAAUGAAAAAACAUUUUUCGUAAAAACAAUUGUCAGCCAGCCGCUGAGAUUAUUAUUGUUUAUUCUUCACAAAUUAAGUCAAGCGCAUGAAAUAAGGAAUAUAAAUUCGAAGAAACGGCAGCACCUCAGGCGAACAAGUACAUAGCCUAAAGAGAAGUCCUCGCCAAGAUGGGCCUAACAUGUAUAAGUCUUAGAGUAUAUAUUUUGAGACUUGCAACCUUGCAACGCUCGAAAUUUUGCCGUUUUAAGUUUAUUAUAAAUCUGACCAGAUUCACUACACUUUGCUAGUAAUAAUGAUGAAAAUACAUGAGUGAGUGUGUAAAAUUCUUAGCGCAAAACCGAAACUUUUUUCGGAAAUACAGUGUGAUACUAGGGGAAUGAAAAGACAUAAUUCAGACCAAACUCUGUUGUAAUGAUUUGGUGGUAAAGGAAAAUAAGAAGUAAGUCUUUCGAAAACACAGAAAUUAUGAUCCCCAGAAUUUGUAAUGCCUUGCUGAAAUCUUUGAAAGUCUUUGAAAAUGUCAUCAAGGU
Molecule: messenger RNA, 2730 nt
Organism: Neocloeon triangulifer
Lineage: Eukaryota; Metazoa; Arthropoda; Insecta; Ephemeroptera; Baetidae
Product: CD151 antigen
Exons: 8
Coding region: 371-1162 (263 amino acids)
Cellular component (GO): membrane
Source: RefSeq, a predicted model, not a curated record